Anthostomella pinea is the source of this 639-nucleotide messenger RNA. Lineage: Eukaryota; Fungi; Ascomycota; Sordariomycetes; Xylariales; Xylariaceae. The record is from the annotation of a GenBank genome assembly.
AUGACCAAGGAGUCCAAGCCGAUACACGAGGCUCGAGUACCAGAGGAGUACCAGCAGUACGGCGCCCUGUUCAGCAGAAAACACGACACAGAAACAGGUUUACCAGAGCGCAGCAGACGGGAUCACAGCGUACCGAUACAGGAAGGACAACAUCCAAGAUUCUUCCCGAUAUACGGACUCAACAACACGCAGUGGAAAGAACUGCAGGAAUACAUCGAUAAGAACCUAACAAGAGGUUACAUCAGACCAUCGAUAUCACCAGCUGGAUACCCAAUACUAUUUGUUCCUAAGAAGAACAGGAAGCUACGACUAUGCGUUGACUACCGACAGCUCAACAACAUCACGACGAAGAAUCAAUACCCCCUACCACUGAUACGAGAACUACGGGAUCGACUACAGAAGGCCAGAUGGUUCACAGCACUGGACCUAUCCGACGCCUACAACCUCAUCCGAAUUGCCCAAGGAGAGGAAUGGAAGACAGCAUUCAGAACAUGCUACGGUCAUUACGAAUACCUGGUUAUGCCGUUCGGGCUAACCAACGCACUAGCAAGUUUUCAGACUAUGAUCACACACGUUCUACGCGAAUUUGUCGACAAAUUCGUGGUAGUAUACCUGGACGACAUCCUGAUCCACUCGUAA